This is a messenger RNA of Prunus persica (peach), 2502 nucleotides long. Its product is annotated as delta-1-pyrroline-5-carboxylate synthase. The record is from RefSeq and is a predicted model, not a curated record. Gene Ontology annotation, molecular function: glutamate-5-semialdehyde dehydrogenase (NADP+) activity; glutamate 5-kinase activity; ATP binding. Gene Ontology annotation, cellular component: cytoplasm. The coding region runs from base 118 to 2271 and encodes 717 amino acids. The transcript has 20 exons. NCBI's taxonomy places the organism in Eukaryota, Viridiplantae, Streptophyta, Magnoliopsida, Rosales, Rosaceae.
CAUCUCCAAACACUCUUAUCACAUAGAAAAAGGAAAAUAGACACCGCGCGCUUCCGAGUCGCCUCGUUCUCAGAAGUGAGUUUGACUCGCCCGGACCUGUCUGUUGUCAUUUCAGCCAUGGACGAAGUGGAUCGUUCUCGAGCUUUUCUCAAAGACGUUAAGCGCAUCGUUCUCAAGGUUGGGACUGCGGUUGUGACUCGAAACGAUGGAAGAAUUGCGCUGGGAAGAUUAGGCGCGCUGUGUGAGCAGCUCAAGGAGUUGAACUCUCUAGGAUAUGAGGUUAUAUUGGUGUCAUCAGGAGCGGUGGGCCUCGGUCGUCAGAGGCUUAGAUACAGGAAAUUAGUGAACAGCAGUUUUGCUGAUCUGCAAAAACCGCAAGUGGAACUUGAUGGGAAGGCAUGUGCAGCUGUUGGACAAAACUGUCUGAUGGCUCUCUAUGAUACGUUGUUUAGUCAGUUGGAUGUCUCAUCAGCUCAGCUUCUUGUAACAGAUAGUGAUUUUAGGGAUAGAGAUUUUAGAAAGCAACUUAGUGACACCGUGAAAUCAUUGUUAUCUCUUAAGGUUAUUCCUAUAUUUAAUGAAAAUGAUGCAGUCAGCACCAGGCGAGCUCCAUAUGAGGAUUCUUCUGGAAUAUUUUGGGAUAAUGACAGUUUGGCAGCUCUACUGGCUUUGGAGCUAAAAGCUGAUCUUCUUGUUCUUUUGAGUGAUGUGGACGGUUUAUACAGUGGGCCUCCAAGUGACCCACGUUCGAAGAUUAUCCAUACAUACAUAAAGGAGAAGCAUCAAAGUGAAAUUACUUUUGGAGACAAAUCUAGAGUGGGAAGAGGGGGCAUGACUGCUAAAGUAAAAGCUGCUGUCAAUGCAGCUUACGCUGGCAUCCCUGUUGUUAUCACCAGUGGGUAUGCUCCGGGAAACCUCAGUAAAGUACUUGAAGGACAACGUGUUGGUACCCUCUUCCAUCAAGAUGCACAUUUAUGGUCUCCAGUUAAAGAAGUUGAUGCAAGAGGGAUGGCAGUUGCGGCCAGGGAAAGUUCAAGAAGGCUUCAGGCCAUGACUUCUGAAGAAAGGAAAAGAGUUCUUCUGGAUGUAGCUGAUGCCCUUGAAGCAAAUGUAAGGUUGAUCAAUGUUGAAAAUGAAGCUGAUGUUUCUGCUGCACAAGAAGCGGGAUAUGAAAAAUCCUUGAUAUCUCGGCUGGCUCUAAAGCCUGGGAAGAUUAAAAGUCUGGCAAACUCUAUCCGUGUGCUUGCAAACAUGGAAGAUCCAAUUGGUCAUGUUUUGAAAAGAACUCAGCUUGCAGAAGGUCUCGUCUUAGAGAAAACAUCAAGCCCAUUGGGUGUUCUCCUGAUUGUAUUUGAGUCUCGUCCUGAAGCGCUAGUACAGAUAGCUUCAUUAGCGAUCCGAAGUGGGAAUGGGCUUCUCUUAAAGGGUGGAAAAGAGGCUAAGAGAUCAAAUGCAAUUUUACACAAGAUUAUAACUGGAGCCAUCCCAGACAGUGUUGGUGGAAAACUAAUUGGACUUGUCACUUCAAGAGAGGAGAUUCCAGAUCUUCUUAAGCACGAUGACGUGAUUGAUCUUGUGAUCCCAAGGGGCAGCAAUAAACUGGUUUCUCAAGUCAAGAAUUUAACCAAGAUUCCAGUUCUUGGGCAUGCUGAUGGCAUAUGCCAUGUGUAUAUUGAUAAGUCUGCUAAUAUGGAUAUGGCAAAGCGAAUUGCUGUGGAUGCAAAAGUAGAUUAUCCAGCAGCCUGUAACGCGAUGGAAACACUUCUUGUCCAUAAGGAUUUAAAGGAUACAACUGAGUUCAAUGAUCUUGUGGUUGACCUUCGCGCUGAAGGUGUUACUUUAUAUGGUGGACCAAGGGCAAGCUCCUUGCUCAAUAUUCCACAAGCGCAUUCAUUCCAUCAUGAGUACAGUUCAAUGGCUUGCACUGUUGAGUUUGUGGAUGAUGUGCAUGCAGCCAUUGAUCAUAUACAUGAACAUGGAAGUGCACAUACUGAUUGCGUUAUCGCAGAAGACCUAGAAGUUGUAGAUGCCUUUUUAGGUCAAGUUGACAGUGCUGCCGUUUUUCACAAUGCAAGCCCAAGAUUUUGUGAUGGCGCUCGAUUUGGACUUGGCGCAGAGGUUGGGAUAAGCACGAGUCGAAUUCAUGCUCGGGGCCCUGUAGGAGUAGAAGGAUUGUUAACAACAAGAUGGAUUCUCAGAGGAAAUGGACAAGUUGUGGACGGUGAUAAGGGGGUUAUUUACACCCACAAGGACCUCCCAAUUGAGCCCUAAAUUUGCCAACAAUCAUGACCAGCCAUCUCUACCCAUUCCCAGGUGCCAGGUGGUCACUGGGAAGAGAGAGAGAGAGAGAGAGAGAGAGAGGAGAGAGAAUAAAAUAUGUUGUAUUGGCUAUUGGCCUGAUGCUUUAUGUUAUCUUAGGCAUGAUUUGUAGAUUAUUACUCGCUUAAGUUUUUAGCACAUUGAUAACCAAUUGAAGUGAAACCAUUUCUUUACUCAACUCAA